Molecule: messenger RNA, 1496 nt
Organism: Abrus precatorius (Indian licorice)
Lineage: Eukaryota; Viridiplantae; Streptophyta; Magnoliopsida; Fabales; Fabaceae
Product: splicing factor U2af small subunit B
Exons: 3
Coding region: 213-1016 (267 amino acids)
Biological process (GO): mRNA splicing, via spliceosome
Cellular component (GO): U2AF complex; spliceosomal complex
Molecular function (GO): metal ion binding; pre-mRNA 3'-splice site binding
Source: RefSeq, a predicted model, not a curated record
AUGGAAGGGAAGGUUCAUUUAAUUUAACGAGGCUUGAUCGAUCGGGGAAAGGCCAUUUUCUUGAUUUAGAGAGGCAGAGUGAAGUGGUUGGGUUAUUAGGCAGAAAUUACUGUAAAACAGAGUGGUUGUGGUCGCGAUCCGUGAAUUGAAUUGUUCCCCCAAUCCCAUUAGGGUUCGAAAAUCAAAUCUAUUGACAGAAUCGAUCAGUUUGGAUGGCUGAGCACUUGGCAUCGAUAUUCGGGACAGAGAAGGACCGCGUGAACUGCCCCUUCUACUUCAAGAUCGGCGCGUGUAGGCACGGCGACCGGUGCUCGCGUCUGCACAACCGUCCAAGCAUUUCCCCAACGCUUCUCCUAUCGAACAUGUACCAACGCCCCGACAUGAUCACCCCCGGCGUGGACCCACAGGGACAACCCAUCGACCCUCGCAAGAUCCAACAACACUUCGAGGAUUUCUACGAAGACAUCUUCACAGAACUCGCCAAGUUCGGCGACAUCGAGAGCCUCAACGUCUGCGACAACCUCGCCGACCACAUGAUCGGCAACGUCUACGUCCAGUUCCGCGAAGAGGACCAAGCUGCCAAGGCUCUCCAAGCGCUCCAUGGAAGGUUCUACUCUGGCAGACCCAUCAUCGCUGAUUUCUCUCCCGUCACCGAUUUUCGUGAAGCCACGUGUCGUCAGUUUGAGGAGAAUAGCUGUAACCGCGGUGGCUAUUGUAAUUUCAUGCACGUUAAGCUCAUCGGAAGGGACCUUAGAAGGAGGCUCUUCGGUCGCCACCAGCGAGGGUACCGCGUGAGCCGAAGCCGGAGCCGAAGCCGAAGCGUGAGCCCGAGGCACAAGAGGGAGAGAAGAGAGAGGGAUUCUCGCGGAGGAAGGGGAAGUAGGGAGAGAGAGAGGGAUUUCAGGGAUAGGGAUGGUGGUGGAAGGAGGAGACAUGGGAGUCCUGUGAGGGAAGGGAGUGAGGAACGGAGAGCGAGGAUUGAGCAGUGGAAUCGAGAGAGAGAGGAGAGGCAUUGAUUUGAUGUUGUCCAUGUGCAUGUGCAGUGGCGUCAGCGGUAAUAAUGUUCAUGAACCCUAACGAUGUGUUUUGCUUACGGCUAGGUGCUAGGGGAAUUGGUUGUGCAGCUGGUGUUCUUGAGAUGUAGGAAUUGCAAUUCAAAGAUUAACGAAGUUGGGGUUUGAAUUGCCUCUUCACUCUAGGUAUAUAAAAGCAUGUUGCGAAGAAAUGUUUUUGAUGAGUCCAAGUGAUAAAUACUGUACAAAUAUGAGACAAUUAAGAUGGGCAACUUCUGGUUUUUUAUCAUGGGAUUUUUGCCACUUACUAUAUGGUGUUUGAGCACUCCAGAUUCUUAGGCUGACAUCAUGGCUUAGUCCUUGUAUUAAUUUAUGCUUACCCUACUUGUUUUAGGUAUGUUUGGUUGAGGGAUUUUUGAGGGAUAGGAUGUGUUGGACAUUUUUACUUUUAAAUGAAAACAGUUAUAUAAUACUUAUAAAAAU